AUAUAACUAAUGGUGGGCCACACAGAACUUGGGCGCUGCGUAAAAGACGAUUCGGGUCCAUCUCUCUUCAUGCAGGAAUCGCGCAAAAACACAAACGAAGGCAUCGGAGCAAUAAUAAUCAUUUCCGAAACCAUCUAUCUCUUAGAAAAGGAAAGAGAAAAGAAGAAGAAAAGUGACCUUGAAACGGCAAUGGAGACAAUGAAGCCGCUGGAAGUCUGCGUGAAGGCCGCUGUAUGCGAUCCUAAUGCCCUUGGCAACUGUCCGUGCAGCCAAACGGUUCUGAUGAUGCUCGAAGAAAAGUACGUUCCGUACAAUAAGAAGCUGAUCGACGUCAAUCACAUGCCCCAAUGGUUUCGAGAGAUAAGCCCAGAAGGGAAGGUUCCUGCAUUGAAAAUCGACAAUAAGUGGAUCUUCGAUUCAGAUGUCAUUACAGAUAUGCUUGAUGACAGAUACCCAAUUCCUCCGUUGGCUUCUCCACCUGAGUUUUCGUCUCUGGGAUCAAAAAUAAUGCCAUUGUUGGCCAGGUUCUUGAAAAGCACGGAUCAGAGUGAUGGUUCAGAAAAGGCAUUGGUGGACGAAUUGCAGGUGUUGGAUGAACAUCUCAAAGUUCAUGGCCCAUACGUUGAUGGAGAUGAUGUUACUUCCAUUGAUCUGUUCCUGGCACCAAAACUGUACCAUAUGGAGACUGUCCUUUCACAUUUCAAGAAUUGGACUAUCCCAAAGUCUCUAAAAUAUGUUGAAAAUUAUUGCGAGAUGCUUUUCUCUCGGUUGACAUUUAUAAAGACCCAUGCUUCCCCAGACUGUGUGAUUUCUGGAUGGGAGGCCAAACUGCAAUAAGGAGCUAGCUUGACUUAUUUUUUCUUUCUCAUUUUCCUCUCUGGAGUUCAUUAGGGCCUGUUUGGAACCUGGGAUUAGGUGGGGUUAGAUGGUAUGAAAUUGCAUUUUGUUCAAGGUAAAUUUCAUCUGAUGUUUGAAAAAGAUGGGAAGGAUUGGGUUAAUACAGGUAUCAUAUCAUCCAGUCCUAACAAGAGAUGCCGUGGGAUUUUCAAUGGAUUUCAAAAUCUACU
Messenger RNA from Magnolia sinica, 1067 nucleotides. Its product is annotated as glutathione S-transferase DHAR2-like. The record is from RefSeq and is a predicted model, not a curated record. Gene Ontology annotation, biological process: protein glutathionylation; cellular oxidant detoxification; ascorbate glutathione cycle. Gene Ontology annotation, molecular function: glutathione dehydrogenase (ascorbate) activity. The transcript is spliced from 6 exons. Bases 10 to 837 code for a protein of 275 amino acids. NCBI's taxonomy places the organism in Eukaryota, Viridiplantae, Streptophyta, Magnoliopsida, Magnoliales, Magnoliaceae.